Messenger RNA from Geodia barretti, 402 nucleotides. The record is from the annotation of a GenBank genome assembly. Lineage: Eukaryota; Metazoa; Porifera; Demospongiae; Tetractinellida; Geodiidae.
AUGCAACAGAGUCACCGCAUUUCGGGCGACAAACGGCAUUCCCAGAUUCACCGCGAGGGAUCCAGCGCCGCCAAUAGGCUGCUGGUAAUUCGCUUCUUGGCCAACAAUCUGGACCAUAGCAGGUUCGCCUUCGUGGUCAGCAAGAGGGUUGGCAAUGCCGUUGCCCGGAACCGUAUCAAACGCAGGCUGAGGGAAUCCGUUCGUGGGUGUGACGUGCACUCCGGAUGGGACGCGGUAUUUAUAGCCCGCCGGGGCGUUCAGAACGCCACAUUCCACGACCUGAACCGCGCCGCGCUCAACCUGCUAAGACGAAGUCGUAUAGCGGUUUCAGAAGGGCAACGGCCCAAUGUCGCCGCAGUUGACAGUGAGGUUUCCAAUUCUGGCGGGGAAUCAACCAAAUGA